Triticum urartu is the source of this 708-nucleotide messenger RNA. The record is from RefSeq and is a predicted model, not a curated record. Lineage: Eukaryota; Viridiplantae; Streptophyta; Magnoliopsida; Poales; Poaceae.
CUCGUCUCCUACUGAUUCUUCGCGUCUCACGGCAGUCGGCCGAAUAGAGCUUUGCUUCUCCCCGAGAUCUCGUGCUUCCGCCCAAGGCGUAGGAAGGCACCCACGCACGGCGACUGGUGCGUUGAGCCGGGAAGGCGAGAAUGGGCAAGUCAUGGGCGCUCCUCACCCACCUCCACUCCGUCGCCGGGCCGAGCAUCACGCUGCUGUACCCUCUGUAUGCGUCGGUGUGCGCCAUGGAGAGCCCGUCCAAGGUGGACGACGAGCAGUGGCUGGCCUACUGGAUCCUCUACUCCUUCAUCACCCUCCUGGAGAUGCUCGCCGAGCCCGUCCUCUACUGGAUACCGGUGUGGUACCCGGUGAAGCUGCUGUUCGUGGCGUGGCUGGCGCUCCCGCAGUUCAAGGGCGCCUCCUUCAUCUACGACAAGGUCGUCAGGGAGCAGCUCAGGAAGUACCGCGGCAGGAACAGCCACGCCGACGCCGACCACAAGGUGCACAUACUCAAGGCCGAGGCUGACCAUGGUCAUGUGCACUGAGGAGCAUACAAGGGCCUGGGCACACUGGGAGAUCCAGGAGCAUAACCUACUGUUGUGCAGGACUGCGGAAUCUUAACUAUUAGGUGUAUCUUGUAUCUGUUGUAAGCACAUCGAGAAGUAUUAACACGACCACCCAUGCGCUCGCCUAAUAAAUCAGGGCCGUCGUCUUUGAUAA